Molecule: messenger RNA, 1176 nt
Organism: Physella acuta
Lineage: Eukaryota; Metazoa; Mollusca; Gastropoda; Physidae
Product: putative G-protein coupled receptor frpr-1
Biological process (GO): G protein-coupled receptor signaling pathway
Cellular component (GO): membrane
Molecular function (GO): G protein-coupled receptor activity
Source: RefSeq, a predicted model, not a curated record
AUGAACGUGACGCACGUUGACUCCCCACCGGAGAGUUCCAGCCCAAAUGUCUGGAACUGGUCAGCCACUGAGCCGGGGGUCAAUUUACCGGACGUGGACGCCGCCACCCGCCGGCUGUGGAUGAAGAUCCUUAUGUUCGCCGUCACCCCCGGGAUCGGCGUGCUGGGUGUGGUCGGCAACACGCUGAGUAUCCUGAUCCUGCUGAGGCACGGGCUCAAGAAAUGCUCCAACAUCCUGCUGGUCAGUCUGGCCGUGGCGGACAUCAUCUUCCUCAUCGCCUACAACAGCAUCCCCAAGAUCUUGUACGAGACCUCGGACAUACGGGGAUUUGAAGGCUUCUCUGAACUAAGUUCUCAAAUUCUGGUUGUGUUCUACGCCAUCUUCAUGACGCUCGACUAUUCUUCUAGUUUCGUUUCUCUGACUAUGCCCAUGUUAAUAACUUUCGAACGAUUGGUCGUUAUUUUCUUUCCUCUAAGUGCCUAUCGCAUCAUCACACCAAAGAGGACGUGGUGUGCGGUUGUCUUCAUCGUGUUGUACCCCCUGAGUCUCUUUAUCUAUCCCAGCUUCUGGUUUGAGCUGAAAUACGAAUGGGACCCAACUCGGAAUAUUUCAGUCGGGUUUAGAGAGUUCUCGCCCCUACACGCGCGAGACACUGUCGCUGUUCGUGUCAUUGAAGACAUGUGCGUGUACUCUCUCGUGGUUGUCGCCCCUCUCUUCACGGUCGCUGGCUGCAUCGUCAUCUCCAUCAAGGUCAAGGUCGUCUCGAUGAACCGGAAGAAGAUGACGUCCAAGGAAGUGUCAAGUAACCGCACGACCAUCAUGCUGCUAGCGGUGUGUGCCGUCUACACGUUGACGUGCGUCACCAUGACCGUCCCCAUCAACGUGCCCAUCCUGUUUUACGGUCCGUACUCCGAGAACCACCCGACAAACAUGGCGGUGAUCAUGUACCAGGUCAUGAACAUUUUCAUCUGUAUCAACAGCUCCUGUAACUUCAUCAUCUACGUCGGCCUCAACAAGAACUUCAGGAAAACCUACUUUGAGCUGUGUUCCUCCAGGAGUCGUCAGCCCGCCAGAAAUCAUUACCAGCAGAAGACAGUUGGCGCCACCAAAGCUGGACAGUCCAACCACACGUCUAAAGGAAGGAGAAAGACGUACGACGAUGACGAAGAGUUUUAG